Molecule: messenger RNA, 589 nt
Organism: Zingiber officinale
Lineage: Eukaryota; Viridiplantae; Streptophyta; Magnoliopsida; Zingiberales; Zingiberaceae
Exons: 1
Coding region: 146-589 (147 amino acids)
Source: RefSeq, a predicted model, not a curated record
CCAUGCCUUCUUCCACGUCCCAUCCCUCGCUCUUUUGCUCUGCUUUACCAUCACUCGUUUUAUCCAAAUUCCAUACCCACUUUGGGAAGGCAUCAACUCCCCUCUUAACUCCUCCUCUGCCUUCCCAGUGAGGAAGAAGGGAGACAUGGAAGAAGCGAAGCAGAGAGCAGCAACAGCAGUAGCAGAGGAGGAGGAGGAGGAGGAGGAGGAGGCAAGCGUGAGCCUCAAGGACCUCUCCAGGAAGUUCGACGAGUUUGCCAGGGAGAGGGACUGGGAACAGUACCACAACCCCAGAAAUCUGCUCCUCGCCAUGGUACGCUACUCUCGUAAGGAGCAGGUGGGCAAGGAGCUUUUCGACGUCCUGCUCUACCUGAUAAGGCUUUCCGAUGCUUGUGGGAUUGACCUCGGAGAUGCAGCCAGGAAGAAGAUCGUGAAGAUCACGACUAGCUUUUGGGUUGAAAGAUUCAGGAGGAGUGGGCAUCUCUAUGCUUACAAGCACCGACCUAUGAUGCAUAGGCCAAAAAGGCAGGAGGGGGCAUCACUAAUUCACUAUGCUUACAAUGAUGAUAAAUCUAAUCAAUCUCAUUGA